This is a messenger RNA of Sugiyamaella lignohabitans, 1227 nucleotides long. It is a transcript of the gene PPH3, whose product is annotated as phosphoprotein phosphatase PP4 catalytic subunit PPH3. Gene Ontology annotation, biological process: peptidyl-serine dephosphorylation; double-strand break repair via homologous recombination. Gene Ontology annotation, molecular function: protein serine/threonine phosphatase activity. The record is from RefSeq and is a predicted model, not a curated record. Bases 1 to 1227 code for a protein of 408 amino acids. NCBI's taxonomy places the organism in Eukaryota, Fungi, Ascomycota, Dipodascomycetes, Dipodascales, Trichomonascaceae. Gene Ontology annotation, cellular component: cytoplasm; nucleus. The transcript has a single exon.
AUGAGCUUGGUGGACGAAACCAUAGAACUUCUCAAGUCUUGUUCACACGUUCCCGAAUCGGUUGUGAAACAGCUAUGUUACAAAGCACAGGAAUUACUGAUUGAAGAAGGCAACGUUCAGCUGGUCCAUACUCCCGUGACGAUAUGUGGUGAUAUUCAUGGACAAUUUCAUGACCUGCUGACCCUGUUCUCUAUUGGCGGUGAGUGCCCUACGACAAGCUAUCUGUUUCUAGGAGAUUUUGUUGAUAGAGGGUUCUACUCACUGGAGUCAUUUUUGCUAUUGCUGUGUCUGAAAGUACGAUAUCCCGACAGUAUAACACUUAUAAGAGGAAACCAUGAGUCUAGACAAAUCACAUCUGCUUAUGGAUUUUAUGAUGAAUGUUUGAGAAAAUAUGGCUCGGCUUCAGUGUGGCGGCUCUGCUGUAACGUGUUCGAUUACCUGUCGUUAAGUGCUCUUGUUGGUGGACCCGGAGGAGUGUUUUGUGUUCAUGGAGGCCUUUCUCCAGCUAUUCAGAAUCUAAAUGAGAUUCGUCAUAUCGAUCGUAAGCAAGAGGUGCCUCAUGAUGGGCCCAUGUGCGAUCUUCUAUGGUCUGAUCCCGACGAUUCACUGGACAUGACUAAUGAAAAUAAGGAUGAUAUUUACGAUAACGAACUUAAUGAAAAUGGCAAUGGACAUGAUGCUGAUGAAGAGGAUGCUGGUACUAAUACAAAUUACAGAGUGAAUCAUGCAGGGAGUGGAAAUGGCACUGGUAGCAGUGGCGAGAGUAGUGAAGGGAUGAGGAGCGAUAGUAACAGUAACGAUGAAGAUAUUUAUUCUCCAGUGUCAAGUCCCGAUAUUGGACUCAAUGGUCUAUAUGACUUAUCGAAAUCUGGUGGAAACAGAUCAACUCUUCAGUCUAUGGCCGCUUCAUGGGGUGUGUCACCAAGAGGAGCAGGUUAUUUAUUUGGAUCCCUGCCUGUACAUCAGUUCAACCAUAUAAACAACACAUCACUAAUAGCGAGAGCACAUCAACUGGUACUAGAGGGAUACAAGGAAAUGUUCGAUAACCAGCUAGUCACAGUCUGGUCGGCGCCAAAUUAUUGUUACCGGUGUGGAAAUGUCGCAGCUAUUCUCAACAUUGAUGAUAACUACGAACGACGAUACUCUAUUUUCCAUGCUCAGGAGGCCGAUCAAGGCACAGGCCAAGUAGUCCCGACCAAACGACCAGUUGCGGAAUAUUUCCUAUGA